CUCAAAGACACCGAGGCUUUAUAAGACACGCUCUUUUCACGACGAGGAGAUGGCAAUUAUUACGGCUUUUUAGCUGCGCUAGAUUGAAGUUUUCAAAGAGCUACUUCUUUUUUCAAUUCGAAUCUAUAUUAUGAGUAUGUGGAUUAUGGGCGAUGGAAACGUUAAAAACAGCAAAAAAUAAAAAUUUUGGAUUCUUUAAAUUUCGCGCCAAACGUGAACUGGCUAUGCGUCGAUGAUGCGAACAGUGUAUUUUUGAAAUGCAGCAGCAUCCAACAUCAUCCGCCUUUAAUUUUCUACACUGACGAAUGCCAAAGAUCGUUCAUUUAAUCUUCCAGUGAUUCUAUCAGCAGGUAUACGGAAAAACAUUCGUCACGUAUACGCAGUACAAACGCAACAGUUAUAAACAUAAUCGUCGAGCUUUUUAUGCAGGAAGUCUUUUAGUCAUCGUCGAGAAAGUGUUGUAUUCUUGCUGGAAAUGUCGUCAUCCGCUGGCGAUGAUGAAAGUCCCAGCAGAAUUGUGCACUCCUUGGAGCAUGUUGAGUCAGUUGAGUCAAUGGACACCAGUGAAAUUUACAACAGUGAUCCUGAGCUGAUAAUCAAUACAGGAAGUGAUCAGUCUCCAGACAGUGAGAUGAUCGUGCCCUUUGUCAGUAGAGAAGAGGAGAGCGAGCAGCGUAGCGUACCCACUUGCUCCAAAGAUGCAGAGGUGGAAGACUUUCAAGCUCCAAAGCACGACGUUAAUGAGUUUCGCGAAAAAACCAGUGUGAAUUCAGAUGCCAAUAUGAAUUUGGAGUCAAAAGACAUGGAGAUACCCAAGCCUGGUACUCCGGUUUCUUCCAAGGCUGUGAAAAAAGCUGGUCCGUAUAUACUCGGGCCGGUAAUCGGUUCUUCUCCGGUUCAAAGUAUAGUGCAAUGCCUGGCCAGAAAAGAAGGGACUGACAAGUUUUAUACCAUUAAAAUAUUGACUCUGAAAGAUUCGAUGGAGCAGGAAACUCAGGAUGAUAGACAGGGAAAGAUGCUGUUGCAUUCCGAGUACUCCCUAUUGAGUCUUUUGCAAAAUCAAGAUGGUGUGGUGCACCACCAUGGAUUUUUUAAGGACUGUGCUCUAGAAGAGAAGGUCACACGGUCUGGAGCUGUGUAUACCGGGAGAACGAGACAAAGACUGUGCUUGAUCCUGGAUUGCCUAAUAUGUCAUGAUUUUAAUCCAAACAGCGAUGAACUGAUCAAUUUGCAGCACUAUGUUAUAAGAGAAAAAAAACUAUCAGAGAAAGAGAGUCUCUUGAUAUUUUUUGACACUGUGAGAAUCGUAGCCUGUCUACACAAGAAGAACAUAGUUCACAGAGACUUAAAAUUAGGCAACUUAGUCUUAAAUCGCCGAACGAGAAAGGUAACUAUUACAAACUUUUGCCUGGGAAAACACUUAUCAUGCGAAAACGAUCUGCUGAAAGAUCAGAGAGGAUCUCCAGCUUAUAUUUCGCCAGAUGUUUUAUGUGGCAAACCAUAUCUAGGAAAGCCCUCCGAUAUGUGGGCUUUAGGAGUUGUACUGUACACUAUGCUAUUUGGACAAUUUCCAUUUUACGACAGCAGUCCUUCGCAAUUAUUCAAUAAAAUUAAGGCCGCGAAUUAUUACAUGCCUAGUGACGGCAGAGUAUCUGAUGGUACAGUAUCUUUAAUAAGAAGUCUCCUGGUUCUUCAGCCAAAUAAACGUUUGACAGCAAUGCAAGUUCUAGAUUCAUUAACAACAAUCAUAGCGACGUUCAAAGUGCCUGUACAAAUUGGAGAAGACGAAGAUGAACAAGUCGUACCUGACAUCGAAAAUAAUGUGAAUGAGGAAGAGAGUGAUAAAAAACCGGAGAAAAAAGAAGAGGUUUCGUCGUCGCGUAUGAAAAUUUUAACCGACUUCUCUAAACAAGUUACUAUACAGGAACAAAUGCAUCAAAUGAUGAAGCAACAGCCAAGUCCUUUAGUAUCAAGACCAAAACCUUAUAGUCAAAUUCCAGUCUACAGAGUGGAUUCUGAUGCAAGGGAAAUGACUCCAGCUGAACUGGAUAAAUUUAAACACUUGCUACCCAGAGACAACCAACGUCCACAUCCGUACAAUCCUGGAAAUAGAGGUGAAGGAAUUUUACUCAGGGUCAGAGGUUGUUUGAGAAACAGGAGUAGCCCAGGGAAUCAAGUCAAUAUCCAGACCAGAGAUUACUCUGUGAGUCACAGAUCACUACCUUCUAGUAGUGGUAGUAGUAGCAGCAGUAAUGUUCAACAUAAUGCCGGCAAUGCAAUGAAUGACAGGCUUGUCCAACCCCAAGUUCACAGUUCAUCAAACCCAACUCCACAACCUGCACCUAGACCAGAUUCUAAUUCUGUCAGCAAUUUGAGAUUAGGAACUCGGGAUAUGUUCCUAUUUGAUUUUCCUUCUCGAUUACCAGCAAAUUUCUUCAAUGAAGACUACAAUAGAAUGGUCAAUCCUUCAUCUCAGGGUAGCAAUCAUGGUACUUGGACACCCCUAGCUGCUCAACUCGGUCGACCAUUACCCACAAACACCGACGAAUCACAUCCUAUCAAUCAAGAUCCACCUAACGAUCAGCCAGGAAAUAAUAAUUCAAACAUAACUCUUCGUCACAAUAACAGAGUAUUGACUGCUCCCCCUGCUACACCAGGACCGUCAAAUGGUACUCAAAGCAGUAGAAACCCGUCUAGCUCUGUCAACAUAUCAAACGAAAGCAAUAGGCCACAUGUACAACAUCAAAAUCAGCCAAGCAGAGUCAGAAGUUCCGUGGUAGACUGGUACCCGCCGUUUAUAAGUCAACAGAGUCAAAUAGACGCUAUGGAAAGAAGUAUGCUGCCCAGAAGACUAUCCCUUGGCCACAGUCGGCACUCGCCCUAUUUUACAAAUUUCCGACAAAUGAACAUGCGCUCGUUGUAUCAGUCCAAUAACGUCAGACGGACCAAUUCAGAUUCAAAUUUAGGCAGAUCUUUAGAAACAAAUUCCAGUUCCAGAAGCAACGAGAUUCUGGUUCCUAACGUUACUGUAGAACACAUUCCCCAGAAUCUUCAAAGGCAAAUAAGCAUCGAAAAUUUAGCUCAGAGAGCAAACUUAUUGAUCGGAAGCGCGUUCAGAGAAAGAUCUCGUGACGGGCCUUCGUUGUCAAACGAUGCACUAGCGAGCACAAUGAACACUUUGCGGCGGAACUUGGCCAUGCGUCUGCUAUCCGCUGUUUCCGAGUCACAGCAAGAACAAAAUAACGACAGAGGAGCUUCAUGACUGUAGAACGAGAAAAAAAACGCGUCAGAUUUAUCGUUUAUACCGAUGAUAGUAUCAUCGGCCAAGUUACCUUUAUUAGCGUUUCUUGCUAGUAACGCUGCAUAUGAAAAAAUUUAGAGUUAUAGUAUUGAACGAUUUUACAAACAAUAUGUAAGUGCCAUGUAUGUACACUCCCGAACGUUUUUAUUAUCCCGGAUGUUUUGUUUCAAAUCAUUUAUUAUGCGAAAUAUGUUUCGACAGUCAGUAGAUUCCCGCGUUUCAUCGUUUCGCAAUUCAAAAAAAAAAAUGUUAAAUGUAAGACUUUGCUUGUCCUUGUUGUUGAUAAACUCCGUGCCUUAUGUGUUGUAGAAUAAUUUAAUGAGGUCGUAUUUGUGAAGGAGUAAGUUUCAAGUUUUAAAAAAUAUCUUAGAUAUCAAUUUCUAUUUCAAAAAAGAACCUAUUCGUAUACAUGUAUGAAACAA
Nasonia vitripennis (jewel wasp) is the source of this 3723-nucleotide messenger RNA. Its product is annotated as serine/threonine kinase 40. Bases 476 to 3262 code for a protein of 928 amino acids. Gene Ontology annotation, biological process: protein phosphorylation. NCBI's taxonomy places the organism in Eukaryota, Metazoa, Arthropoda, Insecta, Hymenoptera, Pteromalidae. Gene Ontology annotation, molecular function: ATP binding; protein kinase activity. The record is from RefSeq and is a predicted model, not a curated record. The transcript has 7 exons.